AUGGUUAUUGGCUACGGACUCGUAUACUACGACAAAGCCAUUUUAGGAAGUGCAGUACUGUUUGGCAUGACAGCAGACCUACACCUUACUGUCAUCGAUCAUUCGACCACACCACCAACGACCAAUACAGACCGCUUGAGUUGGGCAACUUCAUUGUUCUAUUUUGGAAUGCUUGCAGGUCUCUAUCCAAUGAGUUUCGCAUUGCAGAAAUUCAACAUUGGAAGAAUUCUCGGUCCCAUUGUGGUGCUCUGGGGUGGCAUCUGUAUGUGCACUGCUGCAGUACAAGAUUGGCGUGGUCUGUUUGUGCAAAGAUUUGCUCUAGGUUUUGUGGAAAGCAUCAUUCCGACUGGAUUCUCCUGCAUUGUUUCUAGCUAUUACACUCAACGAGAACAGACUUUCCGACAGGCUUGGUGGUUCUCGGGUACAGGACUCUUUACUAUCAUUGGAAGUGCGCUAAACUAUGGCUUUGGUCAGAUUACUGGAGGUGAUUUGAGGCGCUGGCAGUACAUCUAUCUGCUUGCUGGUGCUUUGACAAUCGUCUUUGGUGGCUGGUGUUUCUUGGUACCAAAUUCACCGGUCAGUGCUUGGUUUUUGAGUCCAGAGGAACGCAUCGUUGCUGUCGAGAGGCUUCGCAAAGGACAGACUGGAGUUCGCUGCAAGGAGAUCAAGAUGUACCAGAUCAAGGAAGCUCUACUAGACGUCAAGGUAUAUCUGGUCUUCAUCAUGAUGGGUUGCGCAUACACGGUAAAUGGUGCCGUCGCUGGAUUCGGACCACUGAUUGUAAGCACCUUCGGGUGGAACACUCUCCAGUCCAUCCUACUUCAAUUCCCCGUCGGCGGCAUCAGUUGGCUAGGAAUCUUACUUGCCGGCUUCAUCCCACUUUACAUUCGAAACGUCAGAGUCAUCAUCCUAGUCCUUUGCUGUCUGCCAGUCAUUGUGGGUUGCGCAUUGAUCUGGAAAGCAGACUGGACACAUCAUGCCGCAGCUCCAGUAGUCGGCUACUCGAUCAUUGGCUUCUUCGGCCCUGUGGUCUCGCUGAUCAUUGCUUUGGGAAUGUCGAAUGUGGCAGGUGCUACCAAGAAGAGUUUCAUGUCUGCAGCCAUCUUUGUUGCUUACUGUGUUGGUAACAUUGUCGGCCCGCAACUCAUCAAGAGUCAGACUCGUCGCCAGCACUAUCCCGAGCUGUGGACUGGGUUGAUUAUCUUCUACUGCAUCACAAUCGCUGCCUCUUGUACUUUGUACUACAUUAUGUGGCGCGAGAACAAGCGAAGAAAUGGACUCAAUCUCGAUGAAGAAGAUGCUGACCGACUUGCAUUCAGAGAUCUGACCGACAAGGAGAACCUUCAUUUCAGAUACGUUCUGUGA
Aureobasidium musti is the source of this 1365-nucleotide messenger RNA. NCBI's taxonomy places the organism in Eukaryota, Fungi, Ascomycota, Dothideomycetes, Dothideales, Saccotheciaceae. The record is from the annotation of a GenBank genome assembly.